This is a messenger RNA of Ahaetulla prasina, 1486 nucleotides long. RefSeq lists its product as uncharacterized. The record is from RefSeq and is a predicted model, not a curated record. Bases 226 to 1080 code for a protein of 284 amino acids. Lineage: Eukaryota; Metazoa; Chordata; Lepidosauria; Squamata; Colubridae. The transcript is spliced from 2 exons.
UCUGGUAAAAAGAAAGGAGGAGGCUUAUGCCUAUAUAUUAACAGAAACUGGUGUCAAGAUUUUAAAAUAAUUUACAAAUUCUGUGACAACAAUUUAGAGACUCUAAUUAUCAACUGCAAACCUUACUACUCGCCUCGUGAAUUUUCCUCAUUUCUUCUAAUUGCUGUUUAUGUCCCACCACAAGCCUGUGUAAACAAGGCAUUACGAACUCUAGCUGACCAAAUCAUGGAGGCUGAAGCCAAACACCCUGAUUCACUGGCCAUUGUUUUGGGAGAUCUAAACAAGGCAAACUUAAGGAAAGAGCUACCAAAAUACUUUCAGCAUGUCAAUUGUCCCACCAGAGGCAAGAAUACUCUAGACCACUGCUACACAACACUAAAAGAUGCCUAUCGGUCUUUACCACGUGCAGCUGUAGGACACUCUGAUCAUUGCAUGAUUCACCUUGUACCUGCUUACAGGCAAAGACUUAAAGCCACAAAACCAAUAAUUAAAUCAGUGAAAACCUGGACGGAGGAAUCAGAAUUAAAGCUACAGGCAUGUUUUGACUGCACUGAUUGGAAUAUUUUUAAAGAUACCUCUGCAGACCUGGAUGAACUCACAGAUACUGUAACAUCAUAUGUCAGCUUCUGUGAAGACCUAUGUGUACCUACAAGGAACUUGCGAAUACACAGUAACAACAAACCUUGGUUUACACCUAAACUUAAGCAGCUACGACAUUCCAAAGAGGAAGCCUACAAAAAAGGUGAUAAAAUGCUGUACAAUCAGGCCAGAAAUGCACUAACAAGGGAGAUAAGAGCAGCAAAAAGAAGUUACUCUGAAAAGCUAAAGAAUCAGUUUUCAGCAAAUGAACCAGCAAACAUGUGGAAAACUCUUAAAAAUAUCACCGACUAUGGCAAACCUCCUUCCCAGGCUGAAGGUAAUCAACAACUGGCAGAUGACCUGAAUGAGUUUUACUGCAGGUUUGAAAGGAAACUACAGCCACCUAUCUCCACAACCCCCAUCUCAGACACACCAACAACAGCCAAGCCUCCUACAACUGACCCCAUUUCAUUGGGUUCACAACCCUUAGUGAUCACAUAAAAGGAAGUGCAGGACCAAUUUCACAGACAAAAGCCAGGAAAAGCUCCAGGCCCAGACAAGAUAACUCCUUCUUGCUUAAAAGUCUGUGCUGACCAAUUGGCCCCCAUCUUCACCCAUAUUUUCAAUAAAUCACUAGAGAUGUGCUAUGUUCCUUCUUGCUUCAAACACUCUACCAUCAUCCCAGUGCCGAAGAAGCCCACCAUCAAGGAACUGAAUGACUACAGACCAGUUGCUUUAACAUCUGUAGUCAUGAAAACCUUUGAAAGGCUAGUGCUUUCCUACUUGAAAACCAUCAUGGAUCCGCUGUUAGACCCCUUGCAAUUUGCAUACCGAGCAAAUAGAUCAACAGAUGAUGCUGUUAAUAUGGCUCUGCACUACAUCCUACAACAUCUUGAGUCUCCAAAGA